AGUCGACCAAGCUACUCGGUACAUCGACCGCCAGUUUUCGGCUGUCACUCUGAGGGACGGGAAGGAUCAAGCUCUAGUGGGUGGUCAGUUCUGGUGGCUCCUUUGGUUGGGUGACCUCAUCCAAGACACUGCAUUACAUCUACUGCCUGCAUACCGACCUACAUCACAAGCUCUCUUACCACUGCUGCAUUAGUACAAGAGCAUCUCCUCCCACACCACCUCGACCUUCUCAUUCCACCCCGCGCUGCUGUCCCUCUGCCGCUCUCAGAACUUCUUCCACCCUUCAAAACGGCGCCAUCGGAUCGCACUCUACCUUUCUAUCUCGUCGCCUGGCUGCGCACUCUCUUGCGAGCUCCAGCCACCUUAGAAGCUCUGCGCCGCCAUGGCGUCCCGUAACGGUCUCUUCGGUCUUGUGUCGCUGGUCCUCCUCGCCGGCGGCCUCCUCUUCAUGUUCUUCAUCCUCCUCGCGGGCGCAGUCCAGCAUGGCCCUGUCAACAAAUUCUAUAUCCUACAAGCGGACACGGCCAAUAUACCAGGAGCUCCACCUGUGUCCCGAUGGUCAUAUUGGAACGUGUGCGGUGUUCGAAAUGGACGCACCCACUGCGGCAACCAGCACUAUUCAGAUGUCCACCCGGCCUUCCCACUUGACCCUGCGUCUCAUCGGACCUUUGACACGACGGUCAACGUGCCUCGAAACUUCGUCGACCGCCACGGCUACUAUUUCUAUAUGACGCGCUUCAUGUUUGCUUUCAUGCUCAUGGCUCUCUUCUUCGGCGUCAUGGCCUUGUUCACUGGACUGCUGUCCUUGUGCACGAGACUGGGCUCUUAUCUGAGUGGUCUCCUGACCAUGCUGGCCAUGAUCUUCCAGGCAAUUCAGGCAUCUCUUAUGACUGCCGCAUACGUCAAGGGGCGCAACAACUUUCGGAACAACGGUCAAUCCUCCGACAUUGGCGAGUAUGCCUUUGGGUUCGAAUGGGCAGCCUUUGUGUGCUUCUUCAUUUGCACCAUCCUCUUCUGCAUGGGUGGGUCGUCACGGCGCGAGCCCCGAACAACCAAACGACGAGGAUUUACGUUCCGAGGCCGAAGGAGCAGGAGCACAAGGAGUCGAGGCAGCUUCGUUCACGACAAGGAGUACGGAUCAUAAAACCAGCAGUCCUCCAGGAUGGAAGAGGAGAUGGUGAGAGAGUGAUUGAGGUGAAAUACGAGUGAAGAGCCCGUCAUUGUACAGACCUUUUUUGUUUGGUUUGUCCCCGCCCAGAAUGUGCAUGGGUCGCGGGAUGCGGAGUUUGGGAGAACGUACACAAAAUCACCCAGAUGAGAAAAUGUCUUGGUGUUGACGACCUUUGUCAUGAUAUUACACAGAUCAAACGGGUAGUGUCUAUUUUAAUGUUAUCUGACAGUUCCAACCAGAUGCCCGAUCGAAGAACUCUUGACUUUCGCCUUGGUGUUGAACGGUGUCUGUGAGGGCUCGCGCGAAAGAUGGCUGGAUUGGCCUGUGUCGGGCAUCGAGGCCAAGUCGAUCCGCUUGGAAACUGUGCCACUUGACUCUU
Messenger RNA from Cladophialophora immunda, 1550 nucleotides. RefSeq lists its product as uncharacterized. Gene Ontology annotation, cellular component: cell cortex; membrane raft; plasma membrane. The transcript is spliced from 3 exons. Gene Ontology annotation, biological process: cortical actin cytoskeleton organization; septin cytoskeleton organization; fungal-type cell wall organization. Bases 383 to 1144 code for a protein of 253 amino acids. NCBI's taxonomy places the organism in Eukaryota, Fungi, Ascomycota, Eurotiomycetes, Chaetothyriales, Herpotrichiellaceae. The record is from RefSeq and is a predicted model, not a curated record.